Molecule: messenger RNA, 2514 nt
Organism: Lizanozyma spartinae
Lineage: Eukaryota; Fungi; Ascomycota; Pichiomycetes; Serinales; Debaryomycetaceae
Product: hydrolase
Exons: 2
Coding region: 1-2514 (837 amino acids)
Biological process (GO): ergosteryl 3-beta-D-glucoside catabolic process
Molecular function (GO): steryl-beta-glucosidase activity
Source: RefSeq, a predicted model, not a curated record
AUGUUAGGGUCUCGAAGAAGUGAACCCCUGACACCACUAGAACCUACAGCUGUUGAUGAGGAGGGAACGGAUCAAUGGCUGAUUCUCGAGUGUACUCCCUUAGAAACAGAUGGCAGAGGAAGCUUUGUGCUCGGAGACGGAAGGAAGAUAACCUUGAAGGGGAUCAAUGUUGAUGGGGCCAUGAAACUUCCGGCGAAACCGUACAUGCCAUCGUAUGCUGGAGGUAACUCGGAACAGGCUAGAAACAUCUUCUUUGAAGGAGACACAGUCUCGUUUGUAGGGAGACCUUUCCCGUUAGACGAAGCUGCUAGUCACUUUCUAAGAAUCAAAUCCUGGGGGUAUAAUACUAUUAGAUACUUGUUGACGUGGGAAGCUAUUGAACAUGAAGGACCAGGGAAAUACGAUAUGGCAUUUAUUGAUUAUACAAUUGAAAUGUUGAACAUUAUAGAUCAGGUAGGUGGAUUAUAUGUGAUAUUAGAAAUGCAUCAAGAUGUUUGGUCAAGAUUCACCGGUGGUAGUGGUGCUCCCAUGUGGACUCUCUAUGCUGCUGGAUUAGAUCCUAAAUCAUUCCAUAAGAAUGAGGCUGCCAUCUUACAUAAUGAACAAAGAUUCCAAAGCGAUGAUGACCCCGAAGAUUAUCCUAAAAUGUUAUGGACUUCCAACUAUAAACGGUUGGCUUCGUUGGUGAUGUUUACUCUUUUCUUUGCUGGUAAAAUCUACUUCCCGGACUUUAAGUUGAAUGGUAAAAACAUUCAAGACUAUCUUCAAGACCAUUAUAACAAUUGUAUGAAGUUACUUUGUCAAGCUGUCCUCGAGAAAGCCCCACACUUAUUAGAAAAGGGUAUGAUUCUCGGGUUUGAACUGAUGAAUGAGCCAAACCUUGGCCUAAUUGGUCAUGAGCAUUUGGGUUCCAUCCCGGAUAGUCAACAGCUACGGCUAAGUACUUGUCCGACAGCUUAUCAAUGCAUGAAACUUGGAAUGGGUAUACCUUGUGAAGUGGACAAAUACAGAAUAAGUGUCACGGGACCGCAGAAAUAUGAUACUCAAAUCAUUGAUCCCCAAGGUACUAGGGCAUGGCUUUCUGAAGCGGAAGCAUCAACUUAUGAUUCCCAUUAUGGUUGGGAAAGAGACCCCAAUUGGAUAUUGGGUGAAUGUAUCUUCGCCAACGUUGGAAUCUGGAGUUGGAAUAAAGAGAAACCAUUAGAACAGUCAAUGCCAUUAUUCAAAAGAGUUGAAUAUGGUGAAACCCAGUGUGAGUUGAAACGUCCAUAUUUCUUUAAUGAAGUUGAUCCAAAAUAUAACAUUGUUUCCAGAGAUGAUGGAAAGAAACCGGCCAAGAUUGAUGUGAGUUUCUUUAUUAAUAAUAUGUUUGUUGAUUUCUACGCUAAACAUAAAUCAACGGUUAGAUCUAUUUGGCCCAAUUGCUUUGUUCUAAUUCAAGCUCCAGUAUUAGAAAUUCCUCCUAAUUUGAAAAUAAGUCGAGAUCAUAUUGUUGACUCCAAAACAGUGUAUUGUCCUCAUUAUUAUGAUGGAAUGUCCUUAAUGUUUAAGAAUUGGAACUCAAAAUAUAACGUUGAUACUUUGGGAAUUAUGCGUGGUAAAUAUUGGAAUCCAGUGUUUGGAAUGGUAAUUGGUGAACGAGCCAUAAGAAAUUGUAUUAGAAGACAAUUCCUUGAAAUUAAACGGGAAUGUGAAAUAUACUUGGGUAACAUUCCAAUUUUAAUGUCUGAAACUGGUAUGCCAUUUGAUAUGGAUGAGAAAAAGGGAUUUCUAACUGGAAGAUAUUAUGCUCAAACAGCUGCUUUGGAUGCCAUUGGAUAUGCCUUAGAGGGUUCUAAUAUUAAUCAUACUUAUUGGUGUUAUACCAGCAUUAAUUCCCAUGCUGGAGGAGAUCAAUGGAAUAAUGAAGAUUUUUCAUUCUGGUCAGCUGAUGACCGUAAUAUCACCAUUAAACCCAUCGAUAAGAAACAUUUACAUCGAUUGAGUCCAAGAAAGAAGAAUUAUCACCGUCAUCAAAGAGUCAUUUCCAAUGGUAAUGGAGGAUUGGUGAUCAAUUCAAGUGAAACUGAAUCAGAAACUAAUGAACUGGAUGGUUAUUCUAGUCUGCAUACAUUAAUAUCUCCUUCAAGUUCUAAUGUCUAUUAUGAUCAUAAUAAACAUUAUUUCCCUUCUCCUGAUGGGGUUAGAGCCAUAAGAGCAGUUAUAAGACCUUAUGUUGUUGCCACAGCAGGAGAUAUAAAGACUUGUGAAUUUGAUUUAAAGGCAGUUCGAUUCUCCUUAUCAAUAACUGGCAAGAAAUCUACAAAACCCACAAUUAUAUUUGUUCCCAAAUGGCAUUAUCCAUAUUUAAAUCUGGGUGAUAUUUGGGUUAAUUCUGGAUCUGUCAAGUAUAAUUCUGAUUUGGAAUAUAUUGAAUGGUAUCAUCAAUCUGAAGAAGCUAAUGUUGAACAAGAAGAAAGAGGUGGACUUUUGGAUUCUGUAUUUGGAAUUAAAGAAUCCAAAAUCAUUAAUUGA